AUGGCUACCCGUAACAGCUAUGUCAGAUUCGAUGACUCGGUUGCCGUACGUGUAAUUCCUGAAUGGAUCUUGGACAACAAGAAGGAUUUCAUUCCUCCAGUAUGUAAUAAAUGCAUGUUUUCUGAUCAAUUGAAGGUUUUUUUCGUUGGUGGACCUAAUUCUAGAAAAGAUUAUCAUCUGGAAGAAGGGGAAGAAUUUUUCUACCAAAGAGAUGGCGAUAUGGUCCUAAAAGUAAUAGAGAAAGGUAUUAUGAAGGAUAUUGUAAUCAGAGAAGGCGAGAUAUUCUUGUUGCCAUCAAGAAUCGAACAUUCUCCACAAAGAUUCUCGAACACUGUGGGUUUCGUCGUAGAACGCACCCGUGACAACACCGAAUUCGAUUGUGUCAGAUAUUUUGCUGGCCAUUCAACAGUGCGUUUGUAUGAGCGAUGGUUGCAUCUGGUAGAUGUGGUCAAAGAUCUUCCACCACUUAUAAAACAGUUUCACGAAUCGAAUGAAUACAAAACUGAUACUCCCGGGGAGAACAGUUUCAAGAUAACUGCACCAUUCGAACCUCGUUACAUAGACUUGGACAAACCUAUCAACAUAAAAUCUUUCAUUCUAUCGCAUAGUGCGCAGCUUAUGACUGGGCCAAUUCAAAUUUAUGGAGCUCCAAAAUAUGACACAGAAGUUAUGCUUCUUGGCAAAGGAACUUAUGAUAUGCAUAGCGGUAAAGUAGAGCUUCUGCUCUGGAUUCAGCCAGACUCCUUCUGUGUAUUGAUGACAGGAGGAACAACAUAUCCUAUGCAAUCAGAAACUAUCGCUUGUCUAAAACCCGGAACAGAUAGCGUUCUGGAGAUCAUAAGAGGACACGUAGUUUCAAUCAGAAUGGUUCAUUAG
This is a messenger RNA of Auanema sp. JU1783, 876 nucleotides long. The record is from the annotation of a GenBank genome assembly. NCBI's taxonomy places the organism in Eukaryota, Metazoa, Nematoda, Chromadorea, Rhabditida, Rhabditidae.